AUGAAAUUGAAUGUCCUCUUGCUAGGGGCUGCCCUGGCCAGUGCCACCCCUGAUCUUCACCUACGUGCUUUGCCAAAUGCUCCAGAUGGAUAUGCUCCUGCCAAUGUCUCUUGCCCUGCUGUGAAACCUGCAGUGCGCAGUGCAUCCAAGCUAUCCCAGAAUGAAACGGACUGGCUCGAUGCGCGCCGGAAAGAAGUUGUGUCGCCCCUGAAGAAUUUACUCGGUCGCCUGAACCUGACAAACUUCGAUGCAUCGGCUUAUAUUGACCGAGUGUCUGCGAAUACGUCCAAUCUGCCCACCGUCGGGAUUUCCGUGUCCGGCGGUGGAUAUCGCGCCAUGCUAAACGGUGCUGGAGCCCUCAAAGCCUUUGAUAGUCGAACCACUAAUUCGACCGCGUCUGGCCAACUGGGAGGCCUCUUACAGUCUGCCACUUACCUUUCAGCGCUAAGCGGUGGUGGGUGGCUGGUAGGAUCCGUCUUUAUCAACAACUUCACCACCAUCAGCGAUCUUCAGACGAGUGAGAAUACUUGGGACCUAACAAACAACAUUUUAGAGGGUCCGAGCGUGAAACACUUCCAGCUCCUCAACACCGUCGAUUACUGGACUGAAUUAGUCGACACAGUAAAGACUAAGAAAGAGGCGGGCUUUAACACGUCCCUUACCGAUUACUGGGGCCGUGCACUCUCCUACCAGUUUAUCAAUGCCAGCAGCGGGGGCCCCGACUACACUUGGUCAUCGAUUGCCUUGAUGGAGAAUUUCCAACGAGGUCAAACCCCCCUGCCCAUUCUGGUCGCGGAUGGACGAAAUCCCGGUGAAUUAGUUAUUGGUAGUAACUCUACCGUGUACGAGUUCAAUCCCUGGGAAUUUGGCACCUUCGAUCCUGCUAUCUAUAGCUUCGCGCCAUUGGAAUAUCUGGGUUCCGACUUCAAAGGUGGCCAGAUAUCCAGCAAUGGGUCGUGUGUUCGGGGCUUCGAUAAUGCUGGCUAUGUCAUGGGCACCUCGUCUUCUCUCUUCAAUCAAGGGUUAUUACGACUCAAUGGCACAAAGAUUCCCAAGAUUUUCAAGUCGGCUAUCGCCAGUAUCCUCGAAGAUCUGGGCCAGGGCAACGACGAUAUUGCCAAUUACCCUAACCCAUUCUAUGAAUAUACUGGUGCUACGGAGGCAAUCGCUAGGCGGUCCCACUUGAGUGUCGUAGAUGGAGGUGAAGACGGACAAAACAUUCCAUUGCAUCCGUUGAUCCAGCCAGAGCGCCACGUCGACGUCAUCUUCGCCGUUGACUCCACAGCCAAUAUCCAUAGCUGGCCUUCCGGCAAGUCCUUAGUACGCACCUAUGAAAGGAGCCUGAACUCGACUAUCAGCAACGGAACCGUGUUCCCUGCGGUCCCGGAUCCCAAUACCUUCAUCAACCUGGGACUGAACAAACGUCCGACCUUUUUCGGGUGCGAUAGCAAGAACCUGACUGGGCCUGCGCCGCUGAUUGUUUAUCUUCCAAAUGCUCCUUAUACAUUCCUUUCUAAUACGUCUACUUUCGACCUAUCCUACAGCUACGAGGACCGUGAUGCCAUGAUCACGAACGGUUAUAAUGUUGCCACCCGUGGAAAUGGCACGGAGGAUGCCAGCUGGCCGUCGUGUGUGGGGUGUGCCAUUCUUUCGCGUUCUGCUGAACGUACCGGUACUACUCUGCCUGAAGUCUGCUCUCAGUGUUUCAAGAAUUACUGCUGGGAUGGAACUAUAAACAGUACGGAGCCGGCGGAUUAUGAGCCACAGCUCAUGAUUAAGACUAGUCUGGCUCCCAGAAAACUGCCUGGCUACACUGCUGCCAUAUUCCCUUUUGCUCUGGCACUGGCCAUGAUGCUUUAG
Messenger RNA from Aspergillus bombycis, 1860 nucleotides. RefSeq names its product lysophospholipase family protein. Gene Ontology annotation, biological process: glycerophospholipid catabolic process. Bases 1 to 1860 code for a protein of 619 amino acids. Gene Ontology annotation, cellular component: cytosol; intracellular membrane-bounded organelle. Gene Ontology annotation, molecular function: A2-type glycerophospholipase activity. NCBI's taxonomy places the organism in Eukaryota, Fungi, Ascomycota, Eurotiomycetes, Eurotiales, Aspergillaceae. The record is from RefSeq and is a predicted model, not a curated record. The transcript has a single exon.